Messenger RNA from Neolamprologus brichardi, 3378 nucleotides. The record is from RefSeq and is a predicted model, not a curated record. NCBI's taxonomy places the organism in Eukaryota, Metazoa, Chordata, Actinopteri, Cichliformes, Cichlidae.
UUUGACUACUCCCUGAACAGUGCGCUGCUAUCAUUUCAAAGUGAAAUAUGGAGGUAAAAUGUGGUGCUUAAAUACAUGGGUGAGAUUCUGAUGUGAAAAUGAGUUGGAUGCUCUCGUUUGGGGUGGCUGUGGCCCUGCUGGCUCUCUGUAGGGGACAGGACACUGUGGAUGAAGGAAAUAGCCUGUGUCUGUCUGGCUACCACCUGUGCACUCAUAACGAAACAAAGAUUGUGAGUUUCCUGGUGGUGCACAAGGUUCCCUAUUCAGUGUCAAAGCCUUGUGGCGGUUGGCUCCUCUGGAAGACUUGUAAUGUCACAAAGUACAGGAUGAUCCAUCAGACUGAGUACAAGCUGGUGACGGAGCAGGUGAUGGGAUGCUGCUCUGGCUAUGUGCAAGUUGGUCGUUACUGUGCCCUGCCUGUAAACAGGAGUGGUGAGUUUAGCUCCAAGCCAGGAUCCUGUCCAACUGCAGAUGGAUUGCAUCCCAGUUCUGAGGAGUGUGACUUGGAUAUAGACUGUCCAGGCUGGCAAAAAUGCUGCCAGAGAUCUCACCGCUCUUCCUGCAGUGAUCCACUGCAUCGUCUCCUCAAACGCAUAGAGGAAGUGUCUUCAAUAACAGUGCGAGACGUAGACGAGUGUGCACACUCUGCUCUGCGGCGGUGCUCGCUUCGGGCCGACUGCAACAACACAGUGGGUUCUUAUGAGUGCGUCUGCCACCACGGUUACAUCGAUGUUGACCCGAGCAACCCUGGAGCCCACUGUGCAGCUGACACUGGAGUGUGGCCCACCGCUGAGCCCACCCUGACCAGCCCUGCAUUGAUGAACACAACCUCUCCCCCUGCUUCCAAUCGCACACAAGGCCCUCCCGGAUACAACACAACAGGUUUCUUCACAUCCACCGAGAUCAGCAUGACUGCCGCUCCAAGCAAUACGACCUCUGUCUCUUGGAAUUCAUCACAAGCUUCGCUGUGGACGAGUUCUGCAUCUCACAGCCAAAUGAAUACAGCCGUGGAGUCAGCUCUUCCAACAAAACAGACUUACCUGGUUGUUCUAAGAAAAGGGUCAGAGGUCAUUCAGACUCAGAAAAUCAGCGAUACCACGAUAGAGGUGAGCGGACUGAAGCCUGGACUGCUCUACAAUGUUACCGUCACACCUCGUGCCUGCAGAAAACGAGGAGCCCCUCUUCACAUCUCAGUAAAAACCUACGCUCAGACUCUCGAUGCCACAACACGACUUACCAACAUAAAGUUCACAGCUGACCUCCAGAACACCAGCAGUCAGGCCUACAAAACCCUCAGUGAGAGUAUAACAGAAGAGAUCUACCAGUCUCUGUCUCCAGAGGUGAAAGCCAUGGUGGAUUCAGGCCGAGUCAGGAUCGAGAUCAGAAACUUUUUCCCGGGGAGCGUGAUGGUCAACUUCACCAUAGUGUUUAUCCCGAGUCAAAGCCUGGACAUAAGCAAUGUGUCCACAGCGGUUCUGCAGUCCCUGACGAACAGCUCGACAUACACAGUAGAUCAAAACAGCACCAGUCUAAAUGAUUUUAAUGAAUGUGCUUCGGGGGAGAAUGAUUGCUCCCAGUCGGCCACAUGUAAUAACACCUGGGGCUCCUAUUCAUGUGUUUGCCUGCUCGGGUUUACUGACAACGACCCAGAGAGACCUGGACGGGUCUGCCGAGCACCUACAACCUUAGAAACGGCAGCACCGCCCCUGACAACAAGAAUAACACCCACUGAGCCAGCUGUAACCACUUUAACUACUCCUCCAGAAAUAACCACAGACAGUAUAUCAACAAUCUCAACUGUUGCUCAAGCUUCCACCAUCACUACCCCGACAACCAGUACUUCCCUAACAGCCAUUCCCGCCUCUACAAUUGCCACAACAACUGCUACCAGCUCAACAAAAAGUACCACCGCUCUGGGAUCUGCCACCUACGACUCUAUCCAAGAAGCGCUCUCAGUCCAUUGCAGACUUGCGGCCAUCACUGUGACUGUCACUAAGAAUUUUCUUCUGAGCUCCAUGAUCCAGGAGAGUGCACUUUACUUGGGCACGGUGGGCUGUGGCAUCAAUGGCGGCAAUGACACGCACGUGGAGCUGACCGUGGCCUGGAAUGAGUGCGACACUAAACUUGUGCAUAAUGAAACCCACUACAUAGCCUCUGUAAACCUGUUUAACACUAUGCAUCCAUACACUUCACCAACGGGAGCGACAGAGGUGCCCAGAAAACAGCUGGAAGUCCCAAUCAUGUGUACCUACAUGAAGAGCAUGCUUAUUUCUGCAGACCUUAGCCCCAUGGGGUAUGACUUAAUUAAAAUCACAGGAUCGGGGUCAUUCCAGGUGAGCGUGCAUCUGUUGGACGGUGCAGUGCCUCUGCCUUACAACUACAGCCUGUCCCGUGAGCAGCCCGUGGUAGUGGAGGUCAGACUCAACACCUCUUCAGAUCACAUUAAAGUAGUCAUCAGCAAGUGCUGGUGCACUCCCACCCCAAACCCCAUAGACGCCUACAGCCGUGUCUUCCUGGAGAAAAGCUGUCCCCUGAAUGCAUUCACCAAAGUGAUGAUGAACGGGAACUCCAGCACGUCCCGUCUGUCCGUGCAGAUCUUCUCCUUUGUCAACCUGAAGGUGAUCUAUGUGCACUGCGAGGUUCAGAUCUGCCUGCAGACUGAAUCGAAUAGCUGCGUGCCAGACUGUCGCCAGAGAACAGCUCGAUCUGUAAAUGCACUUGAAACGAGGUUGGCUUCAGUUGGGCCUCUGAUCCAUUCAGAUGAAGAGCCCUUGGAUAAGGAGCUGAGCACUCUAAAUGUAGUUGGACUUUCCAUUCUGGGAAUUUGCUUGUCGCUCUUCUUCAUCUGCUCCCUCGCCUGCCUCUUCUACUGCCAGAGAAACCGCAUCGGACACUACAAUUUUAACGUCAAACCCAAAGAGGAGAAAUUUACCUACCUUGCCUAGAACACCUAAUGACAGCCACUGCACCCGCAGACACACAAUUAGAAGAGAUUAGUCGCUGCUUUUACACUACACCUGCCACCAUGUGUCACUGUUGCACCAUUCACCCUUCAUCGUGUACAUGAAACUAUUAUGUACAGUUUGAAUUUAAAUUCCACCUGCACCUUUGUAUAAUUAAGAUAUUCAAACGAUAGAGUGGUUGUAUACAGGGAAACUAUCAAUAUUUCAUGCAUGACAUAUUUAAUGACUGCAGAGAAUCAGAUACCAAAUAACUAUGCAGGUGUUGGUCUCUGUAUCCUAUUAUAUAGUCAAACGUGUUCAUAGCUGCCUCUUUAAAUCGUGUUAGCUGCUAUUUUUUGCUCUCUGUUAUCUGUUGUGUUUACUGACACAUAAUUUGUGCUCUAAGUGGUGAGACAAUAAACAAGUCCUGUAUGAA